Molecule: messenger RNA, 1708 nt
Organism: Myxozyma melibiosi
Lineage: Eukaryota; Fungi; Ascomycota; Lipomycetes; Lipomycetales; Lipomycetaceae
Exons: 3
Coding region: 288-1637 (449 amino acids)
Biological process (GO): regulation of transcription by RNA polymerase II
Cellular component (GO): chromatin
Molecular function (GO): RNA polymerase II cis-regulatory region sequence-specific DNA binding; DNA-binding transcription factor activity, RNA polymerase II-specific
Source: RefSeq, a predicted model, not a curated record
CCGCCGCGUCGGACAGGUGCGCGGUGCGGUGUGCAGUGCGCAGGGAGCGAGGGCGGCGAGCAAAUUCGGAAAACCUCGGAUGUCGACCGCGAAUUGCCAAGGACGUGUUUUCGUGUUUCUGUGUUUCUGAGUCUGAUUCUCGACUGUGUCUGCGGGUGAAGAAGGAUCGAGCACCAACGGCGAAGAAAAAAAACCCGCCGGUGGGAGGUGGCAGGACCUUGGACGCUACACGACUAAUUGCUGACAUAACCGUGCAGCUGCAGUGUGCUGAUCGUCGUUUGCGCGCGAUGUCGCACGCUCGAGUCGAGUCGCCGUACCUCUCGCUGAGGUACGCCGGGCGCAUGACAAGUGAGCUAAGGUUUGGCAGUGGCGGUGCGAUGUUGUGGCUGCAGCUUGGGCCUGGGGCUGAGCGAUCAGGCAGAAAAACUCGAGGCGCGUGCCCCGGACUCUGGCUUUGCUUUUUGGCGUGUUCUCAGUUCAAUCGAACUUAUACCGCUCCCUCUGCUCUUCUUCCUCCUCUGCUCCCUCUGCUUCUUUCUUUCCUUUGUUUCCCCUCCUCUGUCUCUUUUCCUCGCCUCCUUCGCUCCCUCCCCGUCCGCCGCAGUCCUCCCGCCCUCCUCCCGUCUGCCUUCGCCAUGGCUCGAUUCCCAGCAGGCGCUUUCCCCGGGCACCCUGCCACCAGCCGUGGGCUCCUCGCGCGAGCCUUCUCAGACGACGUUUUGGACUCGACCGUCGGUCUCUCAAACACCUCCGCGCCAUCCUCCGCCGCCACCUCCACCCUGACCACGACCUCCUCUCGACGCACCUCUGCCUCGCGCCGGCCAUCGCUCGCAUCCUCCCGCUCUGCGCCUGAAGUGCCCGGCGCUCCUCUCACCGCAGCGCAGGCUGCCGCGGCCGCCACCGCGGGCGUUAUCGCGAUCAAGAAUGCUGCGGGCAAGUUUCAGUGCCAGCUCUGCUCGAGCUCGUAUCUACAUGCGAAGCAUCUCAAGCGACAUAUGCUACGACACACCGGCGACCGACCGUACAAGUGCACUUUUUGCACCGAUUGCUUCUGCCGCAGUGAUAUUCUCAAGCGACAUUUGGACAAGUGCAAGAACCGACAUGGCGCUCGAGGUCCGAGCCGUACGUCUGCGAGCUCGGCAGCCGGCAAAGCCAGCAGCAGUCGGGCGACCGCCACCGCUCAGUCGUCGACGUCAGCCCCUACGAGCAACAGCAACCGAAGCAAUAGCAACAGCAACAGCAGUACGAGCGGAAGCACUUUUAGCAGCAACAGCCAACGGGCGAAUUCGUCGGGAAGUGUAAGCAGCGUCAGCAGUUCAACGGCGACGGCGAUGUUUGCUGCCGGAUCACCAUCAGCGCCUUCGACGCCGGCGACACCGCUGACGCCGGUUGCGUUCUACCCGAUCAAGAGCGAUAUGAGGACUGAUGAUUCGCAGGAUAAUUUGGCGUCGUCGUACUUUGACGAUCGGCAUUUGUUGAUCGGGGGCGGUCCUGAGGGACAACUGCUGUCGGAGAACAAUAUGUACUUUGAUCUCGCCUCGCAUAAUUUGAUGCAACAACAGCAGCAGCAGCACAACAACAACAACAACAACAACAACAACACUUACAACAGCAACAACAAUUACAACAGCAACUGAAGCAACAAGCAUACCAACUACAGCAUCACGUAUUCCAGGCGGCGCACGAUGUGAGUCAAGGUCAACAGCAG